UGGUUGUGUGUGGAGGGGUUCUGAGCUCUGGGGGCGGGGCCGGGCUGUGGACGGAGGCCCAGUACAUAACUGUGGGCAGCUGUAGUCUGGGGCCACAGCCAGCCAGACAGCCACUCUGAGUUGAGCGGACAGCAUGAAGGCCCUGCUGACUCUACCACUGCUGGUUCUGCUGCUUUCGACGCCUCCCUGUGCCCCCCAGGCCUCUGGAAUCCGCGGAGAUGCUCUGGAGAAGUCUUGCCUUCAGCAGCCCCUAGACUGCGAUGACAUCUAUGCCCAGGGCUAUCAGGCAGAUGGCGUGUACCUCAUCUAUCCCUCGGGCCCCAGCGUGCCCGUGCCCGUCUUCUGUGACAUGACCACCGAAGGUGGCAAGUGGACGGUCUUCCAGAAGAGAUUCAACGGCUCAGUGAGUUUCUUUCGGGGCUGGAACGACUACAAACUGGGCUUUGGCCGCGCGGACGGGGAGUACUGGCUGGGUAAGGUGGGGCCAGGGCGCGGGGGUGCUCCCUCUGCCAGCUCUCUGCUGACCAGCGGCCGCCCCUCCCCAGGCCUGCAGAACCUGCACCUCCUGACGCUGAAGCAGAAGUACGAGCUGCGAGUGGACUUGGAGGACUUUGAGAACAACACAGCCUACGCCAAGUACGUGGACUUCUCCAUCUCCCCUAACGCCGUGAGCGCCGAGGAGGACGGCUACACCCUCUACGUGGCAGGCUUCGAGGAUGGCGGGGCAGGUGACUCCUUGUCCUACCACAGCGGACAGAAGUUCUCCACGUUUGACCGGGACCAGGACCUCUUCGUGCAGAACUGCGCGGCCCUCUCCUCGGGAGCCUUCUGGUUCCGCAGCUGCCAUUUUGCUAACCUCAAUGGCUUCUACUUGGGGGGCUCCCAUCUCUCCUAUGCCAACGGCAUCAACUGGGCCCAGUGGAAGGGUUUCUACUACUCCCUUAAGCGUACCGAGAUGAAAAUCCGCCGGGCCUGAGGGGCUAGCCCAGACAGGCCCCAUGCUUUCCCUGGCCACCCAGAGUCCCCCCCCCCCCCAGUGCUUCUUCCGACCCCCUCCCCCAGUACAUUGCUUCUGCUGCUUCCUAAGUCCCAGCCAGGCCUGUAGGAGACCCCUGACCCACACCCAGAGACAUUCUAAGCCAGGUCCUGCUCCCUUCCACCUGAGGCUGGGCUGUUAGCAGCCCUCCAGGCCUUUUCUAUAGCACAGCCGUCCUAGCCUGGAUCUAGCUGGGUUCCACAAUCCAAGCUGUCACCCCAUUCCAACAGCUGAGAGCCAGGAGCCACCCUCUAGCUGCCGGCUACUGCGUACCGCUCCGGCCUAUCUCCUUACUGCAGGCCCCUCAGCUGGAGCUACCCUAGGCAGAGCAGUGCAGCACCCACAGCCUAAGCAGGUGGCCCACCCGCCGCCACACCCCAGCACCCCCUAUGGCUACUCUCAGAGCACCUCACCCUUGGACUUCCCCUCACUGACUUACUCCCAGCUAUGCUUUGGUGAGCACCCUGGAGCCCAGCCCCACCUCAUCUCCCCAUCUGCCCACCCCGGUCCCCAGGUUUAAGGCCAAAACAGUAAUCACCACAGCCGCUGCUCACCAAUCAUGAUGUAGCAGUGGGAAAGGUAGGCACAGAAACCAGGUCCCCCGCCUGCUCGAGGGAUUGAGAAUGGCGUGUGGGGCUGAGAGAGGGAGGGAGAGUAGAGGUCUCAAUAAACCUUAAAUACUGA
Molecule: messenger RNA, 1720 nt
Organism: Jaculus jaculus (lesser Egyptian jerboa)
Lineage: Eukaryota; Metazoa; Chordata; Mammalia; Rodentia; Dipodidae
Gene: Mfap4
Product: microfibril associated protein 4
Exons: 5
Coding region: 134-976 (280 amino acids)
Biological process (GO): elastic fiber assembly
Source: RefSeq, a predicted model, not a curated record